GGUUCCCCCUUCGUCACAGCUAGCGUUAGUCCCCCGGCCCCGCCAUGGAGGGCUUGCUGAGCAGAUGGAGGCUUCCGGCGCUCGGCGCCCGGCAGCGCGGCUGCAGGCUGCGGCACGGUGCACCGGGCAGGGCGAAGCGGCUGCUGCUCUCGCAGCUUUUCCAGCCUCUCAAUCUACAGGGCGAGGCGGCUGAGGAGGGCAAGGGCGGGGAGCCCACAUGCCGGAGCCACAGACUGAUGCUGCAAGCGGGGCUCAUCCACGCCUCCAGCCCUGGCUGCUACUCCUACAUGCCGCCCACCGUCCGUGCCAUGGAGAAGCUCAUCAAGGUGAUGGACGAGGAGAUGCAGGCCGUGGGUGGGCAGAAGCUGAACAUGCCCAGCCUGAGCUCGGCGGAGCUGUGGCGCGCCAGCGGACGCUGGGAUCGGAUGGGGCCGGAGCUUUUCCGGCUGGUGGACCGGCACGGCAAGGGCUACUGCCUGGGCCCCACGCAUGAGGAGGCUGUGACGGAGCUGGUGGCUGCUCAGGGCAACCUGUCCUACAGGCAGCUGCCGCUGCGGCUGUACCAAGUAAGCAGGAAGUUUCGGGACGAGCCCAGGCCGCGCUUGGGCUUGCUGCGCAGCCGGGAGUUCCACAUGAAGGACAUGUACACCUUCGAUGCCUCCCCGGAGGCGGCUCGGCACACCUACGACCUGCUCUGCGCUGCCUACUGCAGCCUCUUCAGCCGCCUGCGCCUGCCUUUCGUCAGAGUGCAGGCAGCCGCAGGCAGCAUCGGUGGCACCGUGUCCCACGAGUUCCAGCUGCCGGCAGAGGUUGGCGAAGACAGGCUGCUGCUGUGCCCCGAAGGACACUUUGCGGCCAACGUGGAGACCCUAAGUGAGGAGCAAACGUCCUGCCCUACGUGCGGGGAGAAACUCUCCCAGGCGAGAGGGAUCGAAGUGGGGCACACGUUUUAUCUGGGCACCAAGUACUCCUCUGUCUGCAAUGCUGUCUUCUGCUCCUCUGACAACAAACCCCAGCUGGCAGAAAUGGGUUGCUAUGGCCUGGGCGUCACUCGCAUCCUGGCGGCCUCCAUCGAGGUGCUCUCCACAGAGGACAGCAUCCGCUGGCCGAGCCUCAUUGCACCUUACCAGCUCUGCUUCAUUCCCCCCAAGAGAGGCAGCAAGGAGGAGGGGGAGGGAGGCGUGCUGCUGGAGCGAAUGUGUGAUGCUGUUGCUGAAGCGCUGCCCCACCUCGCUGGGGACGCGGUGCUGGAUGACAGGACGCAGCUGACCAUAGGCAAAAGGCUGAAGGAUGCCAACAAGCUGGGCUACCCCUACGUGAUCAUAGCUGGGAAGGGGGUUUGUGAGGACCCCCCCGUCUUUGAGGUCUGGAAUCAGAACGCAGGGGAGGUUCUGUUCCUGACCAAGGAAGGUGUCAUUGAGCUGUUGAGUAAAGCACAAGUCCCUUGAAA
Molecule: messenger RNA, 1450 nt
Organism: Pogoniulus pusillus (Red-fronted tinkerbird)
Lineage: Eukaryota; Metazoa; Chordata; Aves; Piciformes; Lybiidae
Gene: PARS2
Product: prolyl-tRNA synthetase 2, mitochondrial
Exons: 1
Coding region: 45-1448 (467 amino acids)
Biological process (GO): prolyl-tRNA aminoacylation
Cellular component (GO): mitochondrion; cytoplasm
Molecular function (GO): ATP binding; proline-tRNA ligase activity
Source: RefSeq, a predicted model, not a curated record